Messenger RNA from Capsella rubella, 1257 nucleotides. RefSeq lists its product as uncharacterized. NCBI's taxonomy places the organism in Eukaryota, Viridiplantae, Streptophyta, Magnoliopsida, Brassicales, Brassicaceae. The transcript has a single exon. The record is from RefSeq and is a predicted model, not a curated record. Bases 236 to 1042 code for a protein of 268 amino acids.
UUUUUUUUUUAACUCAGAAGCAAAUGUUUAGAAAACCAAAAUAAAAAUAAAAAACACAUAACAAAACCAAAAUAAGGAGAGAUUUAGCAAUUCCAAAAUCCUUCAACCACUUUUUUUUUGUUUAACCAGCUCUCUCUCUCACUUCUCUCUCCCAAAAACUCCAUUUUUCUCUGCAAAUCCCAAACAAACCCUAAUCUAAAAUCUUCAAACUUCUCCGCCGUUUCUACCACCGUCAAUGUGGCGGCCGUGGCGUAAAUCGUCGGUUAAGAUUCACGACACAUACUCUCCCACCACCGCUUCCUUCAAAGACAUUCACCAUCUCUGCUCCGACGAUUCACCUUCUUCUUUCCCUCCUUCUCCUUGCCCUUCUCCCAGAAACGCUUCUAGAGUCUUCCACCGUGUCCGCGCUGCUAAUUUGAUCCUCAAAUCCUGGCCAACUCGUCAAUCUAAUCACCUCCUCCGCGCAGAUUCCGAGCCUAUCAACAAUCUACGCCGGAAUCCGAAUCCGGAAUCGGAUUCCAAACAAACAAAGGCCAAAUCCGAGCCAGAUGUGCGAAUUUCAAUCCCAGGCGCGGAGAACAGCAUCGUCGUCUACUUCACAAGCCUCCGCGUGGUUCGUCCAACGUUCGAAGCCUGCAAAUCCGUUACAUCGAUCCUCCAAAGCUUCCCCGUACGAAUCGACGAACGGGAUCUCUCAAUGGACGCGUCUUUCUCAACAGAGCUACAGCGGAUCUUCGGGAAAGACCAGACGAAGACGCCGAAGCUUCCGCGAGUAUUCAUCGGUGGUCGUUACAUCGGAGGAGAGGAGGAGGUGAAACAGCUUCACGAGAUCGGAGAGCUGAAGAAGCUUGUACAAGAGUUGCCGAAGAUCGAGCGAGGGGUAUGCGAGAUGUGCGGAGGUCAUAGAUUCGUACCGUGUAAGGAUUGUCACGGUAGCCAUAAGGUGCAUAAUGAGAAAUUAGGAUUCAGAACUUGCUUAGCCUGCAACGAGAAUGGUCUCGUCAGGUGUUCAUCUUGUUCCUUCUCCACAUCUCCACCCUAAUUCCUAGUUUUUUUUCUUUUUCUUAAAAUUAAUUUACUACACGAAGAAGAAUUGGAAUAAUUAAAUAUUUUUGUUUUUUAAAUCUAAUUUUUCGGAAGUUUCCAAUUUGUAUAAUUCGAAACGGAAAAUGGUAGUAAGGCGCCUUCAGAUUGGUUUUGGAUAAUUUUGAGGUUCGUCAAAUGAUAUUUUAUGAUAAUAAAAAUAUCAUUAGAUCA